Messenger RNA from Pecten maximus, 2163 nucleotides. RefSeq lists its product as uncharacterized. The record is from RefSeq and is a predicted model, not a curated record. NCBI's taxonomy places the organism in Eukaryota, Metazoa, Mollusca, Bivalvia, Pectinida, Pectinidae. Bases 1262 to 1843 code for a protein of 193 amino acids. The transcript is spliced from 3 exons.
UGUAACGUGUAAUUUAGCUAGGGUUAUAGGAAAUCAUGACUUUGUUACAUCGGUCCAAUUCAUACCCAUUGUAAAAUUGCACGCACAAUAUUAAUUAGGAGAAUGGAAUGUUACAUGUGUCAGUUCCGUGCAGUCGUGCUGGCCAGCCAAACUCUUACACGAGGGUUAAGAUACAUGUACCACGGAACAGACAUAUAACCACUGUAUAUCCAAUAUCCAACUUGUAUGAUUAAAUACUGGAUCAGUAUUGAUCUAUGUUAAAAAAAAAAAAAAAAAAAAACACUCGGCUUGCCUUGUUGAAAUUUUGUACGGUAACUAUAUUAUAACUGGCGAUCAGUGGGUUGGAUAGUAUCAAAGGUUCCGGAACAACAGGCUAGGGCAUCAUACAUAUGAUAUCUGAAUCAGACCCUUCAUUUGUUAGCAAGAAUGUGAAAAAAGAAUUGUCACAAGCCGAGAUAUCUUAAUUAUCAUUCGAUUAAGGUAGAAUUAAUUGUUGGUAACGAUAACAAUGUAAGCAUAUCUGGUUCAUCAUAACUUAUAUUACGCACGUUUUCCAUCAUUUUCCUUCAUAUAUUGUAUUGUUCAGAACAGUUUAUCUUAUUGAACAAUUUUUAUUUAUCGAGAUUUAAUUUCGAUUUUGCCCUAAUAUCUGAUAGACUAUUGUAAAUGUUCAUUUUUAGGUAUAGAAAAUUAUUCGAUAUACAAUGUACAUGUAUACGCCAAGAGCACAGUGUCAUUAGGUUUAUUUCGUUUACUGUCUUCACUGUACCAAAUCAAUAAAAGGAAUCAGACGAAUUUAGGCAUUAGAGGAGCUGCGCAUAAUGACAGCGCUUGAGCCGUCCUUGUCUGGCUAGUGUUGGUCUUACUCGGAGAUAAAUUUUGACAAAGGAGAUUACAAUCGUGAUGUAUAGGUACUUACCUGACUUACUUCAGCCCAGACCCCCUCACUCCGAUCGACCUGUACAGGUGAUGUCCAGGAACUGCGGGAUUGAUUUGGUUAUCACAACAGUCGGAUGAUCAAACGCAUAUCAAAACGCUGAGUGUAAGCCACCCUUGAACUCUAGCAAAAGCAGAAAUAAAAUCCUGAUUGACAAAACUGUUUGAAUCCUAUAAUCGGUAUAAAACUAGUGUUUCGUAUCCAUCAGACGCAUAUGCAAUUCGCUUCUAACGGCAGCAAACUACCAUUUUUGUCAUUAAUGGGGAAAACAGUACACUUAUAAAACACAUUUUAAACCAUUGCGCUUUUUUUUUAGAAAUUACGAUGCAAGGUGUAAUUUUUGUACUUGCCGUUUCUUUUGCCAUAUUCCCUGGCGACAAUGGUCAUUACAGUAGCGAUAGGUAUGACUUGAGUGGAUACCAGGGGCUUUUUAUGUCUAAAGAUGAAAUUAAAGGGCUGAAGGAGGACAUGGGUUCGAUGAUGUUAGCAACCAUCAAAGACAAAGAUCGCACCUUCCGCUUCAGUCCAGGAACAGGAAAAGUCAAGAAUCCCAGAAACAGGAGAGGGAAGGAAGAAGAAGAAUGUCCCGAGCGGUCGAAAAGGCGCACAUGUCCUUCUUGUUGUCAAACACAAUGGGUGGCAGAUCGAGUAUGGAAGGUUAAUUACAACAACACGGUUUAUGAUGUGGUACAGACUCGCAAUAAAUACCAAAUCAUCUUCCAAGGCAUCUGCUCCUGCAGCAACUGUGGGCCUGUGAUAACGUGCGGUGAGGAUGAUUCGUUUUUCACGCCAAUAAUGGUAGAAUUCGGUGAGCGUCCAAAGAACGGCUCCCUCCCGGCCACCCGCUUUCUCCCGCUGAGGAUCUCCCGCUUCUGUCAAUGUUCGAAGGGAUCAUGGAUCGUGUAAACGUCGGCAUUUGACUUUGAACAAACGAUAGUGUUUGGUGCAUUUUGUAUAAAUAUCGUGGGUUUAUUCGUUGUAAGAUAUAUUGAUUUGUUUUUGUUAUGAUAUUUGUCCAAUUUUGUAUAUAUAUACACCCGUAUGUGUGAUAUGGCUUUUACCUACAUAAAUGGUUGUUUUAUAAGUUUUGUAAGAACUAAAUAUCAUUAUGUCUGAUGUUUUCUUGUCAUGCUUUGAAUUAUGAUUUUUUUUUUCUUAAAUCAUACUCAACUGAUAUUAUUUUGGUCCUAUUGAUUCCUCAUUUUAGUAUGAAAUAGUAAAGUAAA